GACGUCACAACGACGGCUCCCGACGAGGCUGUGAGUUUACAAGCUAGUUUGCAUACGGGGGAUUUGACUUUUCGAGGACGCGUAGACUCAAUUAUUAACCCAACCGCAAUAAACGCGACGCUGGACAACAACGCGACGCUGAUGUAGGAGAAAAAAAAUACGUUGAGUUGUGCCUUCAGUGUCAACCUUUGAGACCCGCGCGGCAUCCACACACGCUCCGCCCAGCGGGGAGCGAGAGGACGGUGUCAAAGCAGCGAAGCGCUGCUUCGGAAAGUCGGUCUGCCUUUGUGGUUACUUCACCAACAAGACCGCGGGCUGUUGCGUUUCAGGACUUCACAUCAGUUCCAUGUUAGUUCACGCCGUCCCGUCGCUUUACGGACAGUCUUUUUUUCCUGUCGGGACUAUAUCAUCAGUUGUUCGUUGAUGACGUCAGGGCACUUUAGAACCAACGGCUCAGUGACACUAGCUCCGGGCUAUUUGUUUUUUGUUGUUUUGUUUACCUUCAAUUAGAAAGUUACUUCAUGGGAAUGCAAGGAACUCCCCACGUGCCGUGUUCAAUUUUGUUUAACCCGUCUUAAGUGUACACAAAUCAACAGAAAAUCGACGUGAUUUUAGUCCAUGAAGCCAAAGGCUUAAGCCUUCCAUUGAAGUUGUGCGAUGACUGCCCCGGGCUAGCUAGCACCGCAUCCGGGAACCCGGCGGCUUAAAGUGAACCGACCACUCGGCUUUGGUCUCCCACGUCACGACGGAUCAUCGGAACCAACAAGUGGACCGCUCGCCGACCCGCCGUCCGUAAACAUGCUGUGAUUCGGGGACACAGCUAUGGCCCACCACUGCUCAGACCAGAUGACGGGCCUGGUUAUCACUCCACUGGGACACUGGACUCGGUCAAUGAAUGGAAUUGAAGCUGCACUUUGGUUUAGAUUCAGUAGGAGUUGAGUGUGAUUUCAUGCUCCUCCAUGCCUUUGUUGGCAUCUAAUGGAAGAAAACGCACCAACCAAGUCUGCCAUGGUAUCUCGACUGCCGAAGUUUGGUGGACGCUCCUCAGCUGGUGGUGCUAGCCCUUUGUCGAAUGGUUCCACACAGCCAGCCACCCUGACCCUGGAUGCUAAGACCUCUCUCCCAGGAACACGGCCGAAUGGUGUAAUCCGAGCUUCUCCCUUUUCCCUUAAAUUGAAGAGAGAUAAGGGGACGAGCCCCACCGACCUGGCCAGCCCCGGAAAUGGGCUUGAAGAAAAGGCUCAGUCAAAGCUUCCCUCAUUGGCAAAGGAGGCAACAAAUGACUCUCCGGCGACACCCAAGAUGCGGAGGUCAGGUGCUUUGAUGGUGGCCGUCUCCAGUCCCAAAGCCAUCCCGAAGCAGUCCUUGAAGAUGAGUCCCAAAGCCGGGGCCAAGCUAGGCCAAAGCCCACUGAACGGAGGUCCUAAAAUGAGCCAAAACGGCUCCAGCAUUCCUGCUCGAUCAGGGUCAGAGUCCCGCCUUGUGCGGCCACGGUUUGACUCUACCUCCCCCAGGAGUAGCUCUCAAGACAGUCUGUCCCACUCCAGUGAUAGCCUGAAGACCUCGGCCCAGGACAACAUGGUGCGGUCAAACAGCUUCACUCACUUUAAGCAGAUUCCGUCGCCCAGCAGCCAGCCUAUAGCACGGUCCUUCUCCUUUAACCGGGCCGUGGAGCUUGCCAAACCUCUGGCAAACACUCAGCUCCGGCCUCCCCGGAGUAGCUACCUCAAACCCCCUCAGCUGAGCAACGGUAGACUGAGUCUAGGACCCGCAGGCCUGAACGGCAGCCUUGGAGGUUCAGGAGGCCUGAACGGCAGCCUUGCAGGUUCAGGAGGUCUGAACGGGAGCCUUGGAGGUUCAGGAGGUCUUGGUGGAGGACUCGGUGGACUUCUCUACAGACCUCCUUCGGCUGCCUCCUCUCUGCCCACCCUCUCGAUCCCCCCGGCACCCAACACUCCCAGCUCUUUGAGGAAGCCGCUGCUCCCUAGUUGUGUCCUGAACAAAUCACUGGGCGGUAGUGGGGGGGCUUUGGGCUUCAGGCUCGCUCGUUCUGGGCAGGCCAAGGAGCAGCAGAAGAGUCCUUUUCCUGGACGGGUCAAGGGGGAUACCGCCCCUUCGGCUGCCCCCAAAUCUGCAGGGCUGUUAGCGAUAGCAAUAGACAUGGAGCGGACCGGCAAGGCCAACAAAUCCGACUUGCAGAGUGACAGCGAUGGAAGCUCCGGAGCAGGAAAAGGAGGAGGGAGCGGUGGUCUUAGGAAGAGCUCCGGUCAGACAGCAGGCGAGACUCUGGAGGACAUGUCCUUAUCUUCUGCCUCAUCCCUGGACCUAGGCGACACCAGUGAAGAGUUUCUAGAUGACUUUGUGGGGGACGUGUUCAUGGACGGGGACCUGCCCGAUAACAGAAAAAUUGGCAGCACAACUCCGACCCGCCUACACAGCUUUCUCCUUGAGACCCUGGACUGGGACUCUAUGGAUUUGGCUGGCCAUAAAGAAGAAAGCAGCCCUAUGCAGGACUCCCAGGGACCACUGGUGUUGUCCUCAGAGCAGAGUGACAGCCUUCAGGCUUCCUCUGUGGAGCUGUCGCCUUCAAACAGCUCUGGUGGGACCUACAUGUGGGACGAGGAUGGUCUGGAGCCCCUUGGGCGGCCUGGGGCACGUUCAUGUGACGGCUAUUCAGAGGAUUCGGAGCUCAACAGCAUGGAUGUCCUGAACAACCUGGAACCUCCGGGAAGUGGAGACUUGGACGACGAUGACCUCAUGCUUGAUGUGGACCUGCCAGAGGAUGGAUUGCAUGACGCUGACGGGAUGUCCCACUUUGAGCGCUCAGACAGAGCUGGUCGGCAGGGGCAGCGUCGUAGACACCUUCGCUGGAGUGGACCCGAUCUCUUCUACAACAAUAGCAGGCCUCAUGUCGUCCAGCACUACGAUGGUGUAAAGGUUUCAAGGAUCCCUCCUCGGCCUGUCCCAUCCGAGGACCGAGGGCCGAGUGACUACAAGGCCAUGCUGGAUGAGCUCACACUCAAGCACAUGACUCAGGACUGCAGCUCGCUGAAGAGUCAGCUGCUCAGGCUGAAAACAUUGCUCCAGCUUGAGGAUACUGAAUCUCCAGUUCCCGAAGAGAUCGAAGACAAUACCACUGUAUCGCAGUCGGAGGAGCUGAUCAAGGAAGUGCAGUUGCUCCGCGAGGAACUGGGGAGUCGAGACAAAACCAUUGCUCAGCUCACGUUGCAGUGUCAACAGCUGCAGCAGCUGCAACAACAACAACAACAUCAGCGGGAACAAAUGUCUGCUCAGGGUUGGCCAGUCAGGUGUCAGUGCCACCACCAGAGGGCUCCCUCCUCACUGCGACAGAGCGACAGACAGAUGGACAAACGGAUGAGGCACCAGUGUGACAAGGCCACCCAGACCUACUGGAGACCACCAAGCCACGGGCCUCAAAUACUACAGCCUUUCAACCCCUGCCUCAGAGAGCACCUCCUCCAGGGAAGACCAGUAAAAACUCCCCCCACCGAGGGCCGCAGUGACCCCCCGAGGAGCAGAGCGGAAGACGCUGACCGUCCUCUUGAAGACCUUAUGGCGGACGCGUGCGGGCCGGCAAGCCCCGGCGAGCCGACUCGCCUCGGCUGCCACCUGCGCCGCGCUGAGGCUCCUCGGGGGGUCACUGCCAGGGACUGUCCGGCAUCAGCAGCUCCGUCUGCAGCGCAGCAUGAACCGAAAGCCCCCCGCGGUGCGCCAAGCCCCCGCAUGCUGCGGCCCCCGCGCCUCCUCCAGCGCGGGUCCCUCGCUUCGCCGAAGCCGGGCGGCCCCGGUGGCUCCGGCUCUCUGAGGCCGGCAUGUUCCUCGGGACCUCCGGCUAAGCGGACCGAGCGGCUGCCCCCUCCAUCUCGGGGCCUUCUCUGCUUCAGCGCCGCGCCCCGGGUUCGGGCCCCGAGUCCGGCUCGCGCCUCGCCGCUUCAGCCUCGCCGAGCACCGGAGCCUGGCGGGGACGCACACACGGAGGAGCCCGGGUCAGCCAGGAUCCCGGUCCCUUUGAGUCGCUCAUGCCUCCCCAAGCCAAAGGUUCCCUGAGGAGCCGAAAACCCAUCCAUCAGAACUCCAAAGUGGAAUCACAGUGAUAUUCAUCCCCUUCUCUCCCCCGCUUCAAUAUCAGAGUGACCGUUUUACCUUCCCAGUGUCAGAGGGACCGGCACUGAGCUCAUUAUCCCUUGUGGACCAUUCAUGGACCGCCUGUCUGGUUUCCAUUGCUAUUUUUGCCCGUUUCUAAAUUAGCAUCUACAGCCCCAGCUUGUAGCUUAAAUAUGUAGCGAGAUCUAAUCUUCACAACCAUUCACUGUAUACAGUUUACGGGUUGAGGGGAAUUUACAGGAGAAUAAAUGUCAAGUUUACAAGCCGUGCACAUGAAUGCUGCUAAUGCACGGAAAGAGUCGCCAUUCACAAAAGUCAGCUUUUAUCUUGUUGUAGCCCCGGGCUGUUAUCAAAUUUAAAAGUCACACCGCUGUGCCCGCUGACACACUGGUGUUUGGUUUUUAAACACGGAGGUGAUAUGAAUGUGACCUUUGCAGUGUAAUAGAAUAGCUGGGGGAAAUUGAGGCAAAAAAAAGUCAAAGAUUGAAAAUAACAGCAAAACAAAAUGUAUUGAAGUUCCUUGGAGCUGUCACUCUCACACUGAAUAAAGGCGGUUCUAAAAAAAUCCCA
Messenger RNA from Gasterosteus aculeatus aculeatus (three-spined stickleback), 4695 nucleotides. RefSeq names its product coiled-coil serine-rich protein 2a (gene ccser2a). The record is from RefSeq and is a predicted model, not a curated record. Lineage: Eukaryota; Metazoa; Chordata; Actinopteri; Perciformes; Gasterosteidae. Gene Ontology annotation, cellular component: microtubule cytoskeleton. Gene Ontology annotation, biological process: microtubule bundle formation. Gene Ontology annotation, molecular function: microtubule binding.